Trichoderma atroviride IMI 206040 is the source of this 366-nucleotide messenger RNA. RefSeq lists its product as uncharacterized. The record is from RefSeq and is a predicted model, not a curated record. Lineage: Eukaryota; Fungi; Ascomycota; Sordariomycetes; Hypocreales; Hypocreaceae.
AUGGCUGACCUAAGGACAAGCAUCCUCAUUGGCGAGUCCGCUGUCGAAAUCGAUCGGCUCCUGGAAGACAUUCGUGCCCGUUUCAGUGCAUGGGAUUUAUCCCAUAGGGCUUUGUCUACAGAGGAUGAUCGUCUCAAUUGCCGUUUGGCUAACAGUGAAGAUAUCCGAGCCGACGUGAUAAAGCAGCUCCGCAACAUCGCUACUCGUCUGGCACACGUCUUUUGCGUGGUCAAAAUACACGAAGAUGUUAUCUCAAAUCUAAGCUCGGACGUAAUUACCAUUAUCACAAGCAAUGUUGAAACAAUCAAGGAAGCCGUUGACCAGCUGUAUGGACUCUGCAACAAACUGGCAUGCUCCCACAGCUAG